CAGGAUGUGUGGGCCACGGUCCUGUAUCUCAUCGGCCUGGCGGCCUUCAUCUAUGCAUGUGUCGUGGGGUUUCCUCCGGCAUUAGCACAGAUCCAGCAAGGAAUCUGGCCAGGCAGUACCCAAGGUGCUGCAGGCUCUGCUCCGAGCUGGAUUCGGCUCCUGUAUCCGCUCGCCGUGGUCAUUGUCGCGGCCCUCGUCUUCGCCAUGGCAUUCUUCUACCUCAUGCGCUCAUACCCUCGCCAGAUGAUCAAGGUCGCAUACUGGGUCUCUGCUGCGUACUUGAUUCUCUUUGGCAUCUUUCUACUGGGCGUGCGAUCCUGGAUCUUUGGGGGACUCAUGAUCCUGCUCGGACUGCUCUAUGCCCUCGCCUAUCGCGCGAUGCUCUUCAAGGUCCCAUUUGCCACAGUCAUGCUCCAGCUCACGACGAGCAUCUCCAGGCAGUUCCCAGCGACGCAGUGGAUCGGAUUUCUGGCUACGCUCUUAACGCUGGCGUUCCAGAUUGUGUGGUAUAUUGCUCUCCUGGGGCUAUUCAACGUUUUCUACUCCAACUCGGCCCAGCCAGGAGCCACCGUUUGGGUGAUCUUGGUGUUCAUGGGCAAGUUCUUCUUUCUCUACUGGACACAAGAGGUCGUCAAAAACACCGUCCACGUCACCAUCGCUGGCCUUUACGCUACCGUCUACUUUACGGGAACCAGCACUGGGGAUGCCCUCGCCUUCCAUGUUCCAGUCUCCAAUCCGACCCUCAAAUCGGCUCGGCGAGCGCUGACCACCAGCUUCGGCUCGAUCUGCUUUGGCUCGCUGCUCAUUGCCAUUAUCCAGACACUCCGCUUCUUGGCGAGGAUGGCCCAAAAUGAGUCUGCCCGAGAGGGCAACUGGCUUCUGUGUCUCUUGGCGUGCUGCUUGAACUGCAUCCUGGCUUGCCUCGAGGAUAUGCUCAACUACUUCAAUCACUAUGCUUUCACCCAAGUGGCCAUCUACGGAAAGGACUACUGCACUGCUGGAAAGGACACAUGGAACUUGUUUCUGAACCGGGGUAUCGAGGCGAUCAUCAACGACAACUUGAUCGACAACGUCAUUCUGAUGGGAGGCAUCAGCGCGGGAUUCAUAGGCGCCCUUGUCGGCUUUCUGGUGGUGUUCUUGGACAGCCUUGUGGCUUCCACGGUCGAGUCAUAUCUGCUCUACUGCAUCAUUGGCUUCGUCCUCUCGUUCUCGUGCUUCAUGUCCAUGCUGAGGGUCAUCACCUCGGGCGUUUCCACAACGUUUGUGUGUCUCGCUGAGGAUCCUGGCACGAUGGAGCGACUGAAGCCCGAGCUGUUCCAGAUCAUGGCCGAAACCUGGCCGGCGGUCCAGUGGAGGGUGUAGAUUGUGUCGACUACCGCUUCACAAGCGCCGUAAGCGCUUGAAUGCGGAGGCAAGGCUCCGAGCGAGGUGCAAACUGGCUGAAUAUCACAUGCGAGUAGCAUCUGCCCCGAGGUUCAAAUCAGCAGCCCAAAACAGCAGCCCAAAUCAGCAGCCCAAUAGCCCGCAUCCUCAGCCAGGCUCGGCUCAUCAGUCCAUGAUUCAUGAC
Polychytrium aggregatum is the source of this 1567-nucleotide messenger RNA. RefSeq names its product plasma-membrane choline transporter-domain-containing protein. The annotation marks the transcript as partial. The record is from RefSeq and is a predicted model, not a curated record. Gene Ontology annotation, molecular function: transmembrane transporter activity. The transcript is spliced from 6 exons. Gene Ontology annotation, biological process: transmembrane transport. Lineage: Eukaryota; Fungi; Chytridiomycota; Chytridiomycetes; Polychytriales. Gene Ontology annotation, cellular component: plasma membrane.